AUGGCGGACAUCCCGACAGACGAGCUUGUGCAGUGGCUGGACUCUCGGAGGACCGGAUCGGUUGUGUACGUUUCAUUUGGAAGCAUGGUUAAACUUUCUAAAGAACAAACAAAGGCCUUGGCGAGAGGGCUAGAAGGUAGCAAACAACACUUCGUUUGGACUAUCAAAGUUAUGGAAUCCGGGAGCUCAGGAAAUGCAGAAUUUCUUCCAGAGGGCUUUGUGGAGCGAACGAAGGACCGAGGGGUGGUCAUAUGGAGCUGGGCCCCAAAGCUUUUGAUUCUUUCCCAUCCUUCCGUAGGGGGCAUUCAUGAGCCACUGUGGGUGGAACUCUACGCUUGA
This is a messenger RNA of Cryptomeria japonica (Japanese cedar), 339 nucleotides long. RefSeq names its product UDP-glycosyltransferase 73B4-like. The record is from RefSeq and is a predicted model, not a curated record. Lineage: Eukaryota; Viridiplantae; Streptophyta; Pinopsida; Cupressales; Cupressaceae. The transcript has a single exon. The coding region runs from base 1 to 339 and encodes 112 amino acids. Gene Ontology annotation, molecular function: UDP-glycosyltransferase activity.